GUGGUCGGCCGGGUGAGUGACUGGAUCCAGCCUGACUCCCCGGAUCCAGCUGUACGACAGCAAAGCGUGGCGGCGCUACAACACCAGCUGGGCUGGGCGGCGCACCUAGGACUGCAAGCGGUGGUGCUGCCGACCCCACACCGACCUGCGCAGUCCCCAAAUUACGCACAGGUUCUUAAUCAGGCCCUCCAAGGCCUGACCCACAUGGCCUUGUGGCUCACUGUUCCGCUGGUGCUGCCCCACGAAGGGGGGGAGGAAGGGGAGGAUGCGAAGGAGGGAACGGCCGUGGACGGCUGGGAGGCCUGGCAUCAGGUACGUGCCCAGUGCGACCACAAUAACCUGCUGGGGGCCGCCCUGCUGGUGGGGCCUGUCCUGCCCUCCGCGCCCUCCCUGGAGCGGUGGCGGGGGGAGCCUGUGAAGGCCGUACUGCUGCCCACCAGCGUCUUCACCUCCAACAAGCGCGGCUAUCCGGUCCUGCCCCGGCCGCAUCAGGACCUCUUGGCGGGCUUUUUCAAACUGGGAGUGCAGGUGAGAGGCGGCCGGGGCGAGGAGGAUGGUGGGGGGGGAAGGGCACUCGGUGUGUGUCAAACUCAUAACCACUCCCGCUAUAUCUAUCUAUAUGGUUUGGUUUUAUUUUAUUUAUACUAUAAAUUGUCAUCAAUCACCACCUCGCCUAACUGCCGGCUUCACCACCUCCCCCGGCAGGACAAUCUGGAAUCUCAAACGUACGAGACCUUCGAAAAGGAUGUCCAGAAGUACAAACUGUACGAAGAGGCCGUAUACAAGGCUCUCAAAGACAGGCGACAUUCUUCUUCCACACCGGCCACCACCACCACCAUCAACAACAACAACACCCGCGUCGUGUUGAUGGUGGUUGGCGCGGGCCGGGGUCCGCUGGUUCGCGCCUCCAUGCGGGCGGCGGCACGGGCGAGUGUGCGGCUGCGUGUUUACGCGGUCGAGAAGAACCCCAAUGCCAUUGUCCACAUCCAGCAGAUGCUGCGGAGUGAGGGCUGGGAGAGCGAUGUGACGAUUGUGUCCGCGGACAUGCGCCACUGGCAGGCUCCGGAGCCAGCUGAAAUUUUGGUUUCGGAGCUGUUGGGUUCUUUUGGCGAUAACGAGCUCUCCCCCGAGUGCCUGGACGGUGCGCAGCGGUUCUUGGCUCCAGGCGGCAUCUCCAUCCCGCAGUCGUACACGUCGUACAUUGCGCCCGCCACCAGCCACAAGCUGCACCACGACGUCAAGUCGUAUAAAGAUCUGGAGCACUUUGAGACGCCGUACGUUGUACGGCUGCAUCGACACCACUUGCUGGCCGCCACCCAGCCCCUCUUCACCUUCUCACACCCCAACAACGACACGCCCAUCGACAACUCCCGCUACGCCACCGUCACCUUUGUACGGGACCCGGCCGCCGGCGCUGCCGUACUGCACGGCUUUGCCGGCUACUUUGAGUGCACUCUGUACGGCGAUGUACUGCUGUCGAUUCACCCGCCUACUCAUUCGGAAAACAUGUUUUCCUGGUUCCCGAUUUUCUUCCCCCUGCGGGAGACCGUGUACGUGCCGGCGGGGGGUUCUGUGGGUAUGCAGAUGUGGCGGUGUUGUGCACCCCAUAAGGUGUGGUACGAAUGGUCAGUGACGGCGCCGGUGGCCGGUCCCAUCCACAACGUGGGGGGCCGGUCGUAUUGGGUGGGCUUGUAG
Molecule: messenger RNA, 1695 nt
Organism: Volvox carteri f. nagariensis
Lineage: Eukaryota; Viridiplantae; Chlorophyta; Chlorophyceae; Chlamydomonadales; Volvocaceae
Exons: 9
Biological process (GO): regulation of DNA-templated transcription; peptidyl-arginine N-methylation
Cellular component (GO): cytosol; nucleus
Source: RefSeq, a predicted model, not a curated record